AUGAGCUACCUGCCGUGGCCCAUCAUGCCCAAGGAGGUGUUCCCGUGGAUGAAGAAGCCCGUCUACCAGCCGCCCACCAAGAAGAUGAACGCCGUGUCCAUGUACAGCACCACCUUCAUCCCGCCCGGCUGGUUCCAGCGGGAGCCGUGCAGGGAGGCGCGCGCGACGCCGCAGCUGUGCGCGCCCGGCUGCUCUGACAAAUGCCCUCCGCAGUAG
Molecule: messenger RNA, 216 nt
Organism: Gryllus bimaculatus (two-spotted cricket)
Lineage: Eukaryota; Metazoa; Arthropoda; Insecta; Orthoptera; Gryllidae
Source: the annotation of a GenBank genome assembly